Rubroshorea leprosula is the source of this 878-nucleotide messenger RNA. NCBI's taxonomy places the organism in Eukaryota, Viridiplantae, Streptophyta, Magnoliopsida, Malvales, Dipterocarpaceae. The record is from the annotation of a GenBank genome assembly.
GGAUGAAUGAAGUCAACGUCGGCCACUUCAUCUCGCUCAUAAAAUACAAUCCAUUUCUUUUUGAAUCUCUAAUCCUCUAUUACCCCCAACAAUGGCUGUCGCUGUGGUUGAAUUCCUGCCUAGGGAAUAUGGCUAUGUGGUCCUUGUUCUUGUUCUCUACUGCUUUCUCAACUUCUGGAUGGCUGCGCAGGUUGGGAAAGCCCGCAAAAAGUAUAAGGUUUCUUACCCAACCCUCUACGCAUCCGAAUCUGAAAACAAAGAUGCGAAGCUAUUCAACUGUGUUCAGAGAGGGCACCAGAACUCUCUGGAGAUGAUGCCGAUGUUCUUCAUACUGAUGAUAUUGGGAGGUAUGAGGCAUCCUUGUGUCUCUGCUGGAUUCGGAUUGCUCUAUAUCGUCGGCCGUUAUUUCUACUUCACCGGCUAUGCUACCGGCGACCCUCAAAACCGUCUCAAGAUUGGGAAAUUCGGAUUCCUGGCACUAUUGGCGCUAAUGAUCUGCACAAUUUCAUUUGGCAUCAAUCUUCUUCAAGGAUAAUCCCGCGUUGUCUGAAGAAUCUAGUUUGGUCUUUGCCCUUUUAUCCUCCCUGUCGUAGUCGUAGUCUUUACUUUUGCAUAAAAGUCUUUCACGUGGAGAAAUGCAACUAUGUGCCAGUCUUUCACAACUGUCUAUCAUGUUGGACUUCAAACUUUGAUUUGUGUGGCUCUUUUGUAAGGAAUGUUUGAAUUUUUGAAUGGAAGACCGAGAAUAAUUAAGAAUUAUGGCUCAAGUUCCAAAUGAGUCAAGAUAAUAAUUUGUUAUCCCUGUAGAGGGGCUAGGAUUUGAAAUUGUUGCUGCUUUAUAGAUUUUCAAAUCCUCCAACUAAACUCGAGGUGGUAAU